AUGAACCUCGCAACAGCACCAUCCCAAACUCCAUCCACCAGCGACCCGUCGCCCACGACCUCGCGCCCGCAACAACAACAACCCCUCUUAAUCCAACAACAACAACAACUCCCACCAGCCCCACCAAUCCAACAACAACAGCACCUCCAGCAGCAACAGCAACAACAACAACUCGUCAUGGCCAUGAACGGCAUCAACGGCGGCAACAUGCCCGGCGGGAUGGUGCCCUACCCGACGCCGGCAGGCCACCAGGCCGAGCUGAAUUACAUCUACGGCAUGGUGGAGGAACUGAGCCGGCAGCUGGCCGACAACCAGCGCACGCUUGAGGAGGUGGUCGCGGGCGUGGGCCGGGUGCGCAGUCGUGCGAGGAAUCAGGCGCUGGGGAAUGAGGAUUUGAUUAAUUCCGCUGCUGAUGAGGCUAAGGACUCCAACCUCGACACGCUAAUCUCCAUCCUCUCCGAGGCCCUCGAAAAAGCCAAAUUCUCCCGCGACGCCAACGCGGCCCUGCUCUCUCAAUACGCCGGCGUGGUCUCCACCAUGCUCAAGCAAUUCCACGACUACAAAUCCAAGCACGUCUCCGACGUCUCCGCCUGGCACCGCAGCUACCGAUCCCAGCUCGCCGAAGCGCGCGCCGAAAACUCCCGCCUCCGCGAACAGAUCUGGGAGAUGCAAGCGCGCGCGGGAAAUGCGAACGAGGCGCUGCGGCAGUUUCGCGGGAAGUAUGAUGAGGAUGGGGGGAGGUGGGAGAGAAGGGUGGAGGCGAAGGCGGUGAGGCAGGAGUUGAGGUUUUGGAAGCGCAUGGCGAUGCCGCAUUUGCCGGAGGAUGAUCCGUGUUGGAGUGAUGAUGAUGAUUUGAUUGAUGGCGCGGAGAAGAGGAGGUUGGAGGAGAUGAGUCGGUUGGCAGCUGAGCAGCAGUUGGCUGCGGCUGCGGAGCUGGGGGAUGUGGUGGGUAAUGGCGGUAAUGCUGGCAGCGGGAGUAAUGGGGAUGAUGAUGACUCCGGGAUUGGGAGUGAUGGGGAGGUGCCCCCGCAGGUGCCGAACGCGCCGGGGGCGGGUGGACAUGGUGGGAUGGUCUUGGGCGGGGUGCCGAUGCAGAGGGAGGAUUCGGGGGCUGUCACGGUAUUGCCUAUUUUGCCGCCGCGGCCGUCAAGCGCGGCGAGCAGUACGGGUUCAUCGGGGCAGUGA
Molecule: messenger RNA, 1185 nt
Organism: Dichotomopilus funicola
Lineage: Eukaryota; Fungi; Ascomycota; Sordariomycetes; Sordariales; Chaetomiaceae
Exons: 2
Coding region: 1-1185 (394 amino acids)
Source: RefSeq, a predicted model, not a curated record